GUACCUCUUCUCUGCUCGUUAGCAGCAUCAUCCACCAAGCUACUGAGGUGAAGGGAGUGGCAGAUCCUGAGAAACUUCUUUCCGGUUCCGACGAUCCUGAAUGCUCUCCAGCGCAGUGUGCAGGCGGUUCUGGUGGGGAAAAUCCAGAUUCAGGACUGGUUCGGGAACGGCAUCAAGCGAGCUGCGCUGAUGAACAAAUGGGUUCUAAAGGAGGUGAACAUCGAUGAAGAUGAACACUGUCUUCUUCAAACAGAUGGUUCCUUCCUGUACCUGCUCUGCAAGGAUGGUCUUUACAAAGUGGGCUCAGGUUACAGUGGGACUGUCAGGGGCCAUGUGUACAACUCUACAUCACGUAUCAGAAACCGUAAGGAGAAGAGGUCAUGGCUGGGAUUCGCUCAGGGUUGUUUGCUCUAUCGGGACAUGAACAGUCACAGCAUGUCGGCCAUUAAGAUCAAUCCAGAGACCCUGGAGCAGGAGGGCACCAUCACAAUGCCUGGUCUUCAAGCAGAUGGGCAGAACAUUAUAUUCACCGAUGGAGAAUAUAUUAACCAAAUUGCAGCCUGCAAAGAUGAUGGCUUUGUGGUGCGGAUCUAUGCCACCAGCUCAGACCCAGCACUACAGCAAGAACUGCAGCUCAAACUGGCCAGGAAGUGUCUUCACGCCUGUGGCAUCUCUCUCUUUGACCUUGAGAAAGACCUUCAUAUCAUCAGUACUGGGUUUGAUGAGGAAGCAGCCCUGAUUGCAGCCGGCCGAGAGUUUGCUUUGAUGAAAACAGCAUCUGGGAAGAUCUACUACACCGGAAAGUAUCAGAGCCUUGGUAUCAAGCAGGGCGGCCCAUCAGCUGGGAAGUGGGUGGAGCUUCCAGUCACUAAAUCGCCAAAGAUCGUUCAGUUCUCAGUGGGCCAUGACGGCUCCCACGCCCUGCUGGUGGCAGAGGAUGGGAGUGUCUUUUUCACAGGCUCUGCCAGCAAAGGAGAGGAUGGAGAAUCAACAAAGAGCAGGAGACAACCAAAACCCUACAAACCCAAAAAGAUGAUCAAACUCGAGACCAAGACCGCAGUGUACACGGCCUGCAACAACGGCAGCAGCAGUAUUGUCACUAAAGACGGAGAGCUCUACAUGUUUGGCAAGGAUGCUAUUUACAGCGACAGUACCAGUAAGUACCACCUGCUUGAGUGCCCCAUUAAAGAUGCCAGGUGGGAAAUGAUGGGCUAUCAUUUAACUGCCUGUAGACCAUUUUUCUGUCUAUGA
Molecule: messenger RNA, 1251 nt
Organism: Triplophysa rosa
Lineage: Eukaryota; Metazoa; Chordata; Actinopteri; Cypriniformes; Nemacheilidae
Product: E3 ubiquitin-protein ligase MYCBP2-like
Exons: 9
Coding region: 190-1251 (353 amino acids)
Cellular component (GO): nucleus
Source: RefSeq, a predicted model, not a curated record